Molecule: messenger RNA, 2220 nt
Organism: Zygotorulaspora mrakii
Lineage: Eukaryota; Fungi; Ascomycota; Saccharomycetes; Saccharomycetales; Saccharomycetaceae
Gene: SCT1
Product: bifunctional glycerol-3-phosphate/glycerone-phosphate O-acyltransferase SCT1
Exons: 1
Coding region: 1-2220 (739 amino acids)
Biological process (GO): phospholipid biosynthetic process
Cellular component (GO): endoplasmic reticulum membrane
Molecular function (GO): glycerone-phosphate O-acyltransferase activity; glycerol-3-phosphate O-acyltransferase activity
Source: RefSeq, a predicted model, not a curated record
AUGCAUCAAACGGAGAAGCCAAUGCCUGCGAAAGAGGAUGCAAUGAGUGCGAACAAGUCUUGUGAUCUAAACACAAAUGAUAGUAAAUGCGAUGAGUACCAUUAUGAGGAACAGCCGCUGAAUAGAAGAGUGAUAUACGACUGUAUACUGUAUUUGUUGACAAACAUUUUUGAUUGCUUUUUCAGAGAGAUCAGGUCUCGCGGAGGAUUUAAAGUUCCUAAACAGGGUCCUAUCAUAUUCGUUGCGGCACCCCAUGCCAAUCAGUUUGUCGAUCCGGUUAUCUUAAUGGGGCAAGUGAAUAAAGCUGUUAAUAAGCGUGUGUCAUUUCUUAUUGCAGAGAAGUCCUUGAGAAGAAAAGCCGUUGGUUUCUUAGCCGGCUGCGUAAUGUCGAUUGGCGUUGUGAGGGCGCAAGAUAAUCUCAAGCUUGCCAAAGGUAAGAUCACUGUGGAUUCUGAAAACCCACGCCGCAUAAUUGGUCAUGGGACCUCCUUCACCAAAGAGUGUAGCCCCAAAGGCCUAAUUGGCUUACCCAAGUCUAUGGGAUCUGCAGAGAUUCAAUCUAUUGAGAGCGAUACAGCCUUAAUUCUUCGUAAAGAGUUCAAAACAGCAAAACCGGAAGUUAAAAGUGCUUUGUUGAAGGGUACAUCUUUCAAAUAUGCUGACAGAGUUGAUCAAUCGCAAGUUUACCACCGCGUUUUCGAACAUUUGGCGCAUAACCAAUGUAUUGGUAUCUUCCCUGAAGGCGGUUCUCACGAUAGAACGGAUCUUUUGCCAUUGAAAGCCGGUGUUGCCAUCAUGGCAUUGGGUUGCAUGCAAAAACAUCCUGAUAUCAAUGUUAAAAUUGUUCCCUGUGGUAUGAACUAUUUUCAUCCCCACAAAUUCAGAUCUAGAGCUGUUAUUGAAUUUGGUGACCCAAUCGAAAUUUCAACUGAACUAGUAAGUAAGUAUGGAAAUCCUGAUACCAAUAGAGAAGCUGUAAGAGAGUUGUUGGAAACUAUAUCUGGCGGUUUGAAAGCUGUUACCGUAACAUGUACCGAUUAUGAAACUUUGAUGGUUGUUCAGGCGAUGAGGAGGCUUUAUGCAGGUCAAUUAUCUUCUAGACUUCCGCUUCCCUUAGUUGUCGAAAUGAAUAGAAGGUUAGUCAAAGGAUAUCAAAUCUACAGAGAUGACCCUAAAAUUGUUGCUCUAAAGAAGGACAUCAUGCGUUAUAAUGCCCAUUUACGUCAUUACAAUAUUCCGGAUCAUCUUGUUGAACAUGCGCGUAUAAGUCUUGCCAAAAAUUUGAGUUUACUAAUCUUUAGAUCAAUUCGACUAUUGGUAUCAGUCAUUUUGUCUUUACCUGGUAUCAUAAUGUUUUCUCCUGUUUUCAUUGUGGCCAAGAUAAUCUCCCAAAAGAAGGCAAAAGAGGCUCUCGCUGCAUCAACUGUUAAAAUUAGAGCCAACGAUGUUAUUGCAACCUGGAAAAUCUUAAUUGGAAUGGGAUUUGCACCACUACUUUAUAUCGUAUGGUCAGUUUUAUUCUCAUACCAAUUACGUGAACACUUCUCGAGUAAAAUCUUGACGUUUUGUGUCUCCUAUAUCUCAUGUGCGGCUGUUACCUAUUCCGCUUUGAUUAUGGGGGACAUCGGUAUGGAUAUAUUCAAAUCAUUAAGGCCAUUAUAUCUUUCAAUAACGACACCGCAGGCACUAAAAGGUCUACAAAAGGAGCGGGAAUUGUUAGAACAAAGGAUUACAGAAGCGAUUGACACUUUUGGUCCAGAAUUGUUCCCUGAUUUCGAUGCGGAUUCCUUGCGCACUGAAUAUGAGGUGAAUGAAGAGGAUGAAGACAGAAAAACAGCUGAGCUGAAGAGGAGAAGACUACUCAAGAAAAAGAAGACUAGGCAGGUAAGGGAAUCUAAUAAUAUAGUGGUUGAAGGGGACGAAGAUGAAGAUGGGGAACAUGUUGAGAAUAUCCCAAAACUUGGCGAAAGCAGUAGUCAUACUGAUUCAGAUGCCAUUUCACUACUAAACAGUGACAACUCUUUGUCUAAUAUACCAUUUUUUUCUACAACAGGCAACAAGUCCAACAGCUCCUUAUCAAUGGAUACUUCCAGCGGAGAAUCUUCUGGAUAUGAGUUUGUUGUGGAGGAAAAAUCGCAUUUCAAAAACCUCAUAGCAGAUAAGAUAGCACAUGCUGUGUGGGAUAAAAGAGGAGUUGAUAGUGAAAAAACUGAGAAUUGA